Messenger RNA from Polistes canadensis, 4241 nucleotides. Its product is annotated as testis-expressed sequence 2 protein. The transcript is spliced from 7 exons. The record is from RefSeq and is a predicted model, not a curated record. The coding region runs from base 477 to 3257 and encodes 926 amino acids. Lineage: Eukaryota; Metazoa; Arthropoda; Insecta; Hymenoptera; Vespidae. Gene Ontology annotation, molecular function: lipid binding. Gene Ontology annotation, cellular component: endoplasmic reticulum.
GAUUGAUUGGUCGGUAUUGGUCAGUGAGGAUAACGUAGCCAAUCAAUGACCUCAAAAUUAAGUGCAUUACCACAUUAAAAAAAAAAAAAAAUUUAUAAGAUGCAUUGUAAUCAUUCGUAAUACAACAGCAGUUAGUAAGUAAUUGUAAAGUUUAAUGAAAAGUAAUUACAUGAUACGUAAUGCAACUCUGUGAUAUAAUUUUUACGAAUAAAAGAAAGUUUUACCGAUAAACGUAACAUAGUGAUUAGAAAUAUUUUGCUACCUUUAUUUUAUUUUAUCUAAUUUUGUAUAUGAGUCAUAUCGAAAUUAAAUAAUAUGUAAAUAAAACGUUUACGCUUAUAUUAAUAAUAAUAAAUUUGAUGACUAAUUAUUAACUAAACGUUCAGUUUUUAUAUACUGACUGUAUUAAAACGCAUACCAUUAAACGAUAGUAAUGGUGCAAGGACACAUAUCAAAGAUUCAAUUUCAAGUAGUUGAUGAUGACUUCUAAGCAAAAUACAGGAAAAAUAACAUUAGGUAUGAUUAAAGGUAAACCAUUUACCACAUCUGUUCCAAUAAUACAUUAUCAUGCAAGUGAUGAUGAAUUGGAAGAACUAUAUCUUAGUACAGAUGAAGAAAAACAAGAUUUGGAAUAUGAAGAAGUCUCAUCUCAAUUAUCUUUAUCUCCAUCAAAAACUCCGGACAAAAAAACAGAUAAAGAAAAAACGGAAAGUAAAUUAGAUCAAAGGUCUUCUAGUAUCGAUGGAAAUAUAUCUGAAGGAACAUCUCAAUCUUCUGAUCCUUGGAGAGUAUUAUCAGAGAUCAAAGGUAAAAUUACGAAAACGUUUGAAGAAAAACUUCACGAAAUAAAAAGUGAACACAAAAAAGCAUAUAGAAAUAGUAAAGAAAAUUCAAGUAUCAGUGAUUCAGAAGAUUUAAUAGAUGUAACACCGAUUGAAAAAACCAUUACUGAUAAACAAGAGAAAGAAGAAGCUUUCCCAAUUGUUGAUAUAAAAGAAGAUAGUAGCAGAUUUAUUGGUUUCUCUAAUAUAAAAGUUGGUAUUAAAACAAAAAAUUCAGAAGAAGAUAGCAUUGAAAGUGGAGUAGAAGCUGCUGAAUUGAAUGAAAGUUUUCCUAAUGGAACAGAUGACAAAACACAGAGUAAUCCACCAGAUAUUAAAUGUAUUGAUAUAAAAGAUAAUGAUAAAAAACUGCAUGAUACGUUAAAUCAAUCAUUAUUACACACUAUCCUGUUUUCACCUAGGACAGAACCUAAACCAACAUUCGCAUGGCUUAAAAAUGAACUACUCCAUCAGUUGUUUCAUCGAAUAUUUGUUUUUAUUAUGGUAAUCGCUUCUUCUUAUUACCUUAUUCCAUUUCCGGAGUAUAUUCUUGGCUUUGUCGGGGGUGUAUUCACAUCUAUUAUAGCAUAUGAUACAGUAGCAAGCAUGAAAAAAAUAUUAAAAACUGUACCAGAAGGUAAAAAAAUAUCAACACAUGAGGUUCCAGUUGUAGAAAUACCUGCAGUAGAGGAGCACGCUGUCUUAGAAAGAUUUGAGGGAUGGUUAAAUGAGUUACCAUACUUAUAUGAUCCACAAAAUUAUCAUGUGGCACGCACAAAGUCUGUUUAUUUUAGACUAGAAGGUGAUACUUUGCGAAUAAUGGAAACAAGAAUGAGAAUACCAAAAAGGGCUGUUUGGGAUGAACCAAAGCACAAACUCAAGUUUACCCGGAGAAGAACUUAUAGCUUGGCUGGUGCAAAGAUAGAAUUACUUCCUGAAGGUCUUAUUAGAAGAAGGAGAUGGAGCAAAAAGUACCCAAUUUGUAUUACGAUAGAAAAGGGAGCCCUAGUUGAAAAUGUUGCCUUGAAAGACUGUUAUAACAAAGAAACUAAUGCUUUUAAAAAUAAUAAACAAAAGAUUAUAGAGGAAGACGUAGAAAAUCAGGUAUAUAAAAAAAAAGAUAAAGAAGAUAAUAAAGAGAAUGAAGAACAGAUAGAACAAGAAGUCGAAGAUGAAAUAGAUGAAGAGGAAGAUGAGGAUGAAACCGAUGAAGAUUUUACACAAACGCGAAAUCUAAAAAAUUCUUUAAUAGGUCACAGCGAGAAUGACCAAAAUGAUAUAUGCAAACUAUUUAUUUUUGCAAGAGCUGAUCGUCAAAAAGAAGAUUGGUAUAGACGUUUGGUCACUGCAGCAAACUGUAAAAAAAGAAAUUCUAUUUCAACAAUGAGUGAUAGUUCCAAUCCAUCUCUGUCGCAGCAAACGAUUGUUAAUGAAUCGAAAGUUCCAACAUCGCCUAGUCCUUCUUUUGACCGUCCUCCGGAAUUCAAUUACAAUACAUACAUGAGUCAGUACCUUGAUACUGUUACAACAACUCCGAGUUCUGAGAUUGAAUCUCCUAUUCCUAUAUAUGAUAUGAUGUGGCUCAACUGUUUAUUAGGUCGUAUAUUGUUUGACAUGCACAAAUGCUCCGAUACUAUAAAUCUUAUUCAAGACAAAAUUCAACGAAAACUUUCGAAUAUAAAACUACCAUAUUUUAUGGAGAGUUUAACUGUGUCGGAUAUGCUCAUAGGUCAGAGAGCACCGUUUAUUCAAGAUACGUCAAAGCCAAUAAUAGAUGAACGAGGACUUUGGAUAGAUCUGAAUGUAUUAUACAAGGGAUGCUUAACUAUGACUAUCGAAACAAAAUUAAAUCUUAUGAAAUUAACCAGAGCUGGUUCUAUGUCUAGUAAUUCUAGUGAUGUGAUAGCUGGAGAAAAAUCUAAGACAAUAAGAUCUCCUAUGUUUGAUAGUGAUGUAGAAGAUAGUCCAGAAACGUCAACGGAAGAAGAGGAUAAGUCUAAUAUGACAAUGUGUACAACAUCAAAAGAUACACCUUCCACCCAGUCUUCGGGGAGAAAAUUUCUUAGUAUGGUAGAUAGAUUGGCUGCAAGUAAAUACUUUCAGCAUGCAACUGAACUAUCUUACGUACGUAAAGCAAUUGAAGGUGUUUCUAAUACUGAAAUUCGAUUAACGGUCAGUGUAUCUGGCAUAGAAGGCUGCUUAUCUAUAAACAUUCCUCCACCGCCUUCUGAUCGGCUUUGGUAUGGUUUCAAGCCAAGACCGAAAAUUUCGAUUACUGUAACACCUGCCGUAGGUGAAAGAAUAGUAAAUAUCGGUUAUGUGACCAAGUGGAUCGAAACCAAAUUACUCCGAGAAUUCGAAAAAAUUGUUGUUUUACCGAAUAUGGAUGACCUUAUUAUAUCAUUAUGUCCAAAUUAUCCUUAUGCUACAACGUAAAUUUUUAUGGACGCGAUGUAUGUAAUAAGCGCAAAUGUAUUCACAAGAUGUAAAUUUUGCAUAGAGUUUUAAAUUCGAUGUCUAUAUUUUAUUACUGUACAAUUAUAAAAGGUAUUAGUAAUGUUAUAUUCAAAGAAACGUUUUAAUUAUAUACAAAACAAAAAAGAAAGUAAGAAAGAAAAAUAUGAUCUGUAAUUAGUCCACCUUGAAAGUUUAUAAUCUAUGCAAAAAGUAUAUAUUUCUAAAGAGCAACGGUAAACAAUAAGUAUGAUUUUAGAAAAAUAAUCAGUAUUGUAUCGUAGAAUAAAAUACGUAUAUAGAUAUAUAUAUUUUUUUUACUAAAAUAAUAUUUUAUAUUAAACUCUCAUUAAAUUUACAAAAUUAACAGAUGCUUUUCAUUACUCAUUAAUAAUUAGAAGCAGAAGUCAUAUGUACAUUUUCAAGGUGGAAAAAAAUAAAAAAUUAAUAAUUUUCGAAUAUUUGUUAUACAAAAAUAAACCACAAAAUUGAAGAAUCAACAAUGGUACAGCUCUUUUACGUGUAUAUAUUUGUAUUACUCAUUGAAACUCGACUUAAAAGUCGUGAUAGUAAGCGUGUUUGCUAUAAAAUAAUACCUCCGUGCUACUUGCAGUUAAAGGAAAUUGGUCGAGUGAAAGUCCGAACAUAGAAAUGUUUCUACACGAGCUUGUAAAAAAUAAAGAACGAUUUCUCGGAUGUAUUUAUAAUAGUAUAUAAUGAUUUGUGCACGAUUCUUUUGACGUUAUUAUUCGUCUGUAUAUAUAUAUAUGUUUUAAAACAAUAAUAACGUCUUUUUGUGGCGAUUUCACCUUUGUAAUUUACUUUUAAUUUGUAUUAGUUCCUUAUUAUGAAAUAAUGCAAUUAAAGAUCUGUCGACUGUGUUAAGUUCAAAGCUAUAACGAUACCGUAUGUAAUGCAAAACAAAAAGAAAAAAAACAAUAAAUGAAAAGUAAAUGAUUAUCAAAG